Symbiodinium natans is the source of this 4467-nucleotide messenger RNA. NCBI's taxonomy places the organism in Eukaryota, Dinophyceae, Suessiales, Symbiodiniaceae. The record is from the annotation of a GenBank genome assembly.
AUGUUCGGCCGCCCGCUCCCCGACGCGCCCAUGCAGUCGGUGGAUCUGGACGGCGUGGCUGCAGCCUCUGUCCACGUGUUCGCCCGCCCGCUCCCUGAGGCACCCGCGCGGGCCGUGGAUCUGGACGACGUGGCUGUGGCCUCUUUGCCAGCAAGCUCCGAACGCACGUCCACAGCGUCCGCGGCCGCCGCCGGGCCAGGACACAAGCGUCCGCGCCGCCAGCGCCGCGGAGAUGCCAGAGACCGGCAGGUUCUUUGUCACGGCCUGCCCGGACAAACUUGCCGCUUCGCUGCAGAUGGAUCCGGCGCGCGGGCUCAAGGCAAGCAUGGCGGUCGAUGCGUUUUCUGCGACGAGUCAGCCAUGGCCCAAGCUCUUGGGACACCUGCAGGCCGCGGCAACAUCGUUCGGUUCCUCAAGCAGUGGAGACAGGCCGGCUCCGACACUUUCGAUGUUGCGCUUUCCCGCAGCACCUUGGCGUCGUUGCCGGACGAAGAUCGCCAGGGCCUUCGGUUGUCGGCAGAGCUCCCGGUUCGGAGGCCUGUGGCGCAACCUGCCGGCCGUGCCGCCGAGGCGCUGGGCAGGCGCCGAGCCGUGACAGCGGCGCCGAGUGCGCAGCAGCUGCAGGCCUACCGCGCCGGGGUCGCGGAGGACCGCGCUUACGUGCGACGCAAAUUCUUCCCGCAGCGCGACCGCCGUGUUCGGCAUGCCGACUUCCGAUGGAAAAACCCCAUGCCCUCCAACUUGCAUGCCAAGAUCCACGAUCAGGCCUUCAACGACACCGGCCUUCCAGACGCGCACGUGACCGACAAGGCCCGCCUUCUGGAGCUUUGGUGCAAGCAGCAUUCCUGGAAGGUUUGCCGUCUCUGCGCGACAGUGCAGCCGCAGCAUCUCAAGGAGGCCGACCUCCGGGAGAAGACGCCGACUGCUCUUGCCAAGUGCAAGAACUGCAGCAAGCCCGAAGAGACACGACUAUGGGUACCAUCUGCAGAGGAGGUGCCCCUGCCUCUACGUGGACUGCCUCGCGAAGUGCUCCUGUCGUUGCGCCCCCUGGACAUUGACUGCGGACCGGAAUGGAAGGCUGAUUAUGGGUAUUACUUUCAUAGCACCAUGAUUCGCUUCUCCUGGUCCCAGCCGGACGUCCUGGCGAAGAUCGACACUUUGGACGGCAGAAACCGCAAGAUCGCCAAGAAGGCCUUCGAUUUCCUCAUGGGCAGCGAUGCCUCCAGCUACCGGUCCUUCGUGCAGCGCCAUCGCCGCUUUCUACGUGACUACCCCAACGCUGAUGCCGAGAGGCGGAAGCGCCCUCUGCGCUUCCUGGAGGAAGAGGCUGUGGAGUGUGCACUGUGGCCACAUCUGUAUUGGGACUGGCGCCUCUGUGAGACCUCUACGCGGCUCGCAGACGUUCGCCGCCGGGCUCGCGCCGUCGAGGCGGUUCGCGCCGCGGCCGGCGGCGCAGACGAAUCCGAUGUUGAGGAAGAAGAUGUCGAGCAUGCCACGCGACAGAGUCUGCGGCGCUCUUUCCUCGCAAAGGCCAUGGGCCCUAUCGCCGACUACGCCGGCGACCACGAGCUCGUGCAUUUCGUCUUCGAUUUGUUCAUGUGGUCGGACGUGGGGGGCAAAAAGGGCGCCUUGCCCGGCACGCCGAUGUGGCAGGCGAUGAAAGGCGCCCCGUGGACGCCCCAGUUCUGGAAGGUGCGACACGCCGCCGCCCUGGAUAUGCAGGCCCAAUGCGGGUUUCCGGUUGCCUUCUUCACCUGGGCUCCGUUUGAGUGGUCCGCGCCAUAUCACCAGUGGGUUCUGCGCCAGAUGGAGCAGUUGGGGCGCCAUCGUCUCGGUUUGGCUGGACCCGAAGCCCUUCACCUGGCUCACCUGCUCACCGAGCUCUUUCGCGAGUGGGUUUGCGGCGGCGGACGGAAGUUUGGGGCUGCCACGUCCAACUGGCAGACCUCCCUUUUCGGUGGCCAUCGAAGUGACGGCAGCCGCGUGCGGGUGAACUUCGUCGGGCGACUGGAGUUCCAAGAUGGCAAACGCAAAGAAGCCACUCAAGAUUACCACGGGCGUGCGGCGGUGCACCUGCACGGUCUAGUCUUCGCCGAUGAGGUCGGGCCGUCGCAGCUGCACACCAAGAUCUGCGCCACGGUACCUCCGGAAGGCGACCCAUUGCGAGGCUACGUGCUAGAUGGGCAAGCCGGCCGCACGGGGAGCGGGCUGCCGAGACAGGAGGAGGCCAGCUACUGUGACGCCACGACGGACACCGUGCACCUGCGACACUCCUUCCUGGACAAGCGCCUGGGCAUCCGAGGCUACAGCCCCGAGUUCCUGGACGUGUUCAAGUGCCACCAGGAUGUGCAGAUUCAGCGAGGCACUGGGCUCAUGCUCAAGUACGCCGCGACCUACCUGCCCAAGUUCAGCGAUGGACCUGGGAAGGAGCUGAUGGACGACGGCAGCAGCGCGUACGCAGCAGCCAGGCGCGUGCUCUUCACUUUCCAUCCCGGUGAGCCGGAGAUGUGGCUGCUGCUGGCGAGCCAGGCUUUCCCCAUGUACUUCCUGGGCGGGACGAUGCGGCCUAUCAUUGCCCCUCACCCUGGCAUGCCGAAGAAACCGGACUACGUCCGUCAGUAUGAGGCUGCCGCCUGGCGCGGGCAGAUGACGUUGCUGGAGUUCCUUCGCAGGGUGAACGCGAAGGGGGCCAUUCUGGAGCACAUCCGCAAGUCCCACGCCGCUUCGGGCACGGAGUCCAUUCUGGAGGAAUACGCUCUUCGCUUCCAGACCUUCGGUGAGAAGGUCGUUGCCGCAGAAAUGGUCUCCAUGACCAACGACAAGUUCUACGGCCAGUGGCUUGCGCUCCACGUCCCUUUCCAGCAACUCGAGGACCUGCUCGUCCACGACAUCGUCGCCCGUGUUCCCGACGGCGUGAAGUUUCUAGCCUGUGCUCUACACCUAGCCCCGGAGGUCUGGCGGCAGCCCGCUGCCAUUCGAGCCUACAUGGAGGUUCGAGCACAUCGCGACACGUUCAUCGAAACGGUCCUCAGCAUGAUUUCAGCACAGGCAGCUUUCGUGGAACAGCACCUCGAUGGGCGACUGUCGCCGCCCGGUGCCGUGGCCAUUCCCAUGCGCCCGAGCUACGUGGGCGACGACUCCGAUGAGCUGCAGUUCACUGCAUCGCAAUCUUUGCUCGAGACCUACAUCGACCGCCGCGUCGACCAGGCGCUUCGCAUCCGUGCGACUGCGGACGACGUCGAGUACGAGCGCUUGGUGGGGCUUGCAGAGGAGCACGGGAGCAUGGUGGCCGCCACCGGCCCGCCGGGAACUGGCAAGACCGCUGUGCUGGACCGGUGCAUUCGGCGGGCUGAAUCCCUCGGCGCCCGCAUCCUGAUCGCUUUGCCCACGGGAGUUCAGAGAUCUCGGAUGAGGCAGCGACAUCCGAACGUGGACUUGGACACGUGUCACGGAGCUUUCCUUUUCCAUCGACCCCUGACGGAGGCUUUGGGCAUUGUGGCAGCCUACGAUCUGAUCGUCGUCGAUGAAGCCUUCCAACUCGUCGAAGAACACUUCGAGCGAUUGCAUCAGAUGUGGGUGGUGGCCGCCAGGGUGCCUUGUCUGGUUCUGGCAGGCGACGAGUGGCAGCUCCCGCCUCCAGAUCGCACGCAACGGAGCCUCGCCUGCCACCCGCGCUGGAGAUUCGUCUGCAAGGUGGAGCUGCACCACGUUUGGCGGCAGGACGGCGGCGACCCUCUCCUCAGCAAGCUGACGUACCUCCGCAAGAGCCGCCCGACCGGAAGAGAAGGCGACAGCCUGUUGCGCGAUCUCUGUCGCGGGCACAAGGCUUGGUCUGGCCACCACGAGCCGACUGGCGACGACAUCAAACGCCUCCUGGAGCGCACCGACGGCGGCGGCACCACCGUGAUCACCUGCACUCGGCGAGGGGCCGCUCUGGUGAAUCGACUGUUCCAGGCUGCUUUGUUCCCGCGGCCGACGGCGCCAGCGCUGGGUCGUGUCCCGGCGGACUAUGAGUGCAACCCCGUCAACUAUGAUGACACCGGAAAGCUGCUUGACCGACUGCCGCAGCCGCUGCACUUGACCCUGCACGAAGGUCUGCGAGUUCGACUCACGCGAAACGUCGACAAGCCCAAUGACUUCGUGAAUGGAAUGGCUGCUGUCGUACUCGGUUUCGACCCUCGCCGGCACGCCAUUGUGGUGGAAACAGAGAGCAAGCAUUGCCUGUGUGUAUACCCCAUCACGACCGACGACGUGCCUGGAGGGCGCUUGACUUACUAUCCGGUCAAGUUGGGGUACGCGGACACGGUGCACAAGUACCAGGGAGCUGAGCUCAGCCAUGUUACCUUUUGGCCGGACCGGCCUGGCUGCCCUGCUGCAGGUUACGUGGCCCUCUCACGAGUGAAGAGAGAUGCGGACUACCUUCUCGGCGGUUGCGUCAAGCCAGAACACUUCCUCCCGGCCCGCUGA